AUGAGAAAACUCGGAGGAUUAAGGCUGAGCUUGAAGACAACGUUGGUUGCUGUUUCGUGGAUUCCUGUAGCGGUGACUUUCAACGAAAAUGUAUGCUAUGUAGCGAAGAUAGAAGGGAGGUCGAUGAGGCCGACUCUGAACCCUAGCGAUAAUGGACACACGGAUUGGGUGCUGUUAUGGAAGUGGGGCGUCAAAAAUCCCACAAAUAUACGGCACAACGAUGUGGUUCUGUUCAAGUCGCCCUCGAAUCCAGAAAAAGUAUAUUGUAAACGGGUCAAAGGUGUACAACACGAUACUAUAAGGACGCGCCACCCUUAUCCAAGAGGGCUCGUUACCAUACCAAGAAGUCACAUCUGGGUUGAAGGCGACAAUGCUUUCCAUACAACAGAUUCUAACGAUUUUGGUCCCAUUUCGACUGGACUCGUGCUUGGAAAGGCCGUGGCAGUCGUGUGGCCGCCUUCGCGAUGGGACACGAAGUUGGACCAAAGCGUGGGAAGAGGGGACAUUAGUGUAAGGGGACUCGAAAUAUAG
Molecule: messenger RNA, 531 nt
Organism: Lachancea lanzarotensis
Lineage: Eukaryota; Fungi; Ascomycota; Saccharomycetes; Saccharomycetales; Saccharomycetaceae
Gene: IMP2
Product: LALA0S09e05424g1_1
Exons: 1
Coding region: 1-531 (176 amino acids)
Biological process (GO): mitochondrial respiratory chain complex assembly
Cellular component (GO): membrane; mitochondrial inner membrane peptidase complex
Molecular function (GO): serine-type endopeptidase activity
Source: RefSeq, a predicted model, not a curated record